CUUGUUGUUAUUGAAUUUUUUUUACUCAGUUAUGGCGCUACCCACUUUACCAGGUUAUUGGACGUCAAGGAAAAAUAUUUACGAACAAGCAAUCGUAAGAAGAAGAUACCAAGAAAGCGAUUAUCGUGAAAAAUGGUCUCAAGCUUCUGAUUAUUUUCAUAAAACCAAUGUCGAGGCGAACCAGAAACAAGCUUGGUCGUCGGACCAGUCAUUCCAGCACAGCAUGGAUGCUUAUAAAUCACUGAAAGAAAAAGAGGAAAAAGAAAAAACUUUAAUCAGAAGAAGACGGCAGCUAACAGAGUUAUACGCAUAUGAAAACAAGAAAUAUGCAGCUGAACUCCGAGGCUAUUCCACUGAUAAUUAUGACCGGCUGGAUUGCAUGAGAGACAGAGCAGACCAGCUGAAAAGUGCAAGAGAAGAAAACCGCAAACGGCUUGCUGAAGAGAAGCUGUAUGAACACUGGAGACAAAACAAUCACGACAUCAGAGAGGUGGAGUCAUCAUUACUGAAAGAUCAUGUCAUUGAAAAGUGGUCGGACCAGCUUGCAGAGCAGAGGGAGCAAGAGGAGAGGGAACAAGCGGAAAAGCUGGCUUUUGAAGAGAAGCUUGAGGAAGAAAGACUAGCAGCUUUGGAGAGAGAACGGCAGAUUUCUGACGAGAAACUGGAUGAGGAAAUACGACUAAAGCAAGUCCUCAAAGAACAGAUUGCAGAACUCAGACGUAGAGAACAUGAGGCUAAGUUGUUAAAGGCUCAACAAGAACAGCUACAGAGAGAGCAAUGGGAACUGGAACAGUUGGAGGAGGAGAGGAGACAGAAAGAACAGGCCAGAAAGAAACAGGAGUUUGCACGUAUCCUUCUACGACAACACAAGGCUCAGAUGCUUCGAAGAUCAAGACAGAUACAGGAAGAACUGGAACAAGAUAUGAAGUUGUUGCAGUCACUGAUAGAUCAGGGUAUCAAACAAGACUUGUUACAUUCAGCACGGCAGGAGAGAGCACGAGCUGAUGCAGCCUGGAUGAAACAGGUUGUUGAGGAGCAGCUGAGGGUGGAAAAGGCACGAGAAGCAGAACUGGAUCUCUUGUAUCAAGAUGAAGCCGCCAGAAUGUGGCAAAAACGAGAGGCUGAAUGGGAGAAAGAGAAACAGGCCAGAGAAAGGCUGAUGCAGGAGGUGUUGGAGAGUCGUCAACAGCAGAUUUGUGUGAAGCUGGAUGAGUUACAUCGUAGACAGGUGGAAUCACUCGAACAGAGGGAACAGCUGGUGCGAGAGAUGGACAUAGCCAAUCAGCUGACCCGACGCGACCAAGAGGAACAGGAGGCAGCCAAGGAGGUGCUCAAACUCAAUCUCAAGGAACAGAUGACGUCAAGGAAGGAGUGUGAUGAAGUGACAAGACUGAGGUUGAGGGAGGAGCUGGAGGAGGAGAAGAAGAUGGAGGAGGAGUAUGAAGAUGUGUUGAGACAGGAAACUGAGAGGAUGCGAUUACGAGGAUAUUCACCUAGGAUUCAUGCCAGACGGCAGGCCUGGAUGUGAGGUGACGGUUGUUGUGUUGCUCAUUAUACACAAAAGAGACUGAUCUCAUGACUUGUACAGAGCUAGUCGUUUUCUCAGAUCUGUUAUCAUUCCGGGAAUCUUAGGGCAACUACAGCUAACGAAUUCUUCACACUGUCAAUACUUAUUUAUGUUUAUGAGAUAUCAAGAUAUUCAGACACUUUCAUUUAUUUUUUCAUUUCAACUUACGUUCGUGCUUAUAUCCAAUUAUGGUUCAAGCAC
This is a messenger RNA of Gigantopelta aegis, 1768 nucleotides long. Its product is annotated as trichoplein keratin filament-binding protein-like. The transcript is spliced from 14 exons. Lineage: Eukaryota; Metazoa; Mollusca; Gastropoda; Neomphalida; Peltospiridae. Gene Ontology annotation, biological process: apoptotic process. Gene Ontology annotation, cellular component: keratin filament. Bases 32 to 1528 code for a protein of 498 amino acids. The record is from RefSeq and is a predicted model, not a curated record.